Rhodotorula toruloides NP11 is the source of this 594-nucleotide messenger RNA. RefSeq names its product 50S ribosomal protein l27. The coding region runs from base 1 to 594 and encodes 197 amino acids. Gene Ontology annotation, cellular component: ribosome; mitochondrial large ribosomal subunit. The record is from RefSeq and is a predicted model, not a curated record. The transcript is spliced from 4 exons. Gene Ontology annotation, molecular function: structural constituent of ribosome. Lineage: Eukaryota; Fungi; Basidiomycota; Microbotryomycetes; Sporidiobolales; Sporidiobolaceae. Gene Ontology annotation, biological process: translation.
AUGCUGCGCGCACUUCUGAGGCGACCAACAGCCCCUGCGCUGCCCUCGGUAUCCGCCCUCACGUCGUCGCUCUUCGAUGCGCAACUCCCAGGUCUGAUGCAGGUCAGGACGGCCACGAAGAGAGGUGGUGGUUCCUCGAAGAACGGGCGUGACUCUUCUGGCAAGCGGUUGGGUGUGAAGCGGUUCGGAGGCCAAGCCGUCAUCCCCGGCAACAUCCUCGUCCGGCAGCGAGGGACCCAGUUCUGGCCCGGCCAGCACGUCGGCUGCGGCAAGGACCACACCCUCUUCGCCCUCGUACCCGGCUACGUCACUUUCUACCGAGACGUCGUCCGCGGCAAGGAGCGUCGCCUGGUCGGCGUCGUGCAGAACAAGGACGAGAAGUUGCCCCGGGACGUGGCGGCAGAGGGCAGGAGCCGGUAUUUCGGCGGCUUCAACGUCAACCCCAAGGCGAUGGAGGACCUCGACAUGUUUGGCGACUUGGCGAAGCAGCUCGGCGAGGGCGAGCUUGUGAGCGAGGAGGAGUUGCGGAAGAUGUUUGGUGGAGCAGCGGCGGUGGCACCCUCGGCGCAGGCUGGAGCAGAGCUGAGGGCGUAG